This is a messenger RNA of Heterobasidion irregulare TC 32-1, 1137 nucleotides long. RefSeq lists its product as uncharacterized. The annotation marks the transcript as partial. The record is from RefSeq and is a predicted model, not a curated record. Lineage: Eukaryota; Fungi; Basidiomycota; Agaricomycetes; Russulales; Bondarzewiaceae. The transcript is spliced from 7 exons. Gene Ontology annotation, biological process: regulation of gene expression. Gene Ontology annotation, molecular function: chromatin DNA binding; RNA polymerase II cis-regulatory region sequence-specific DNA binding; protein binding.
GGCAACGUGGCUGAGCAAAUGGGCGAUCUGGAACAUGCCCUCUCCGCUUACGAAAAUGCCCUUCGCCACAAUCCGAUGUCCGUUCCGGGUCUGACGCAGGUUGCUGGCAUCGCCCGGGUCAAGGAAAACUUCCCGAUGGCGGUCGAAUACUUCCAGCGCGUGAUUCAUCUCCAACAGGAUAAUGGUGAAAUUUGGAGCGCCCUCGGGCAUUGUUACCUCAUGCAAGACGACUUGCAAAAGGCUUACUCCGCGUAUCAGCAAGCCUUGUAUUCGCUUCCCAACCCCAAGGAAAACCCUAAGCUGUGGUACGGCAUCGGGAUCCUCUACGACCGAUAUGGCUCGUUAGACAAUGCGGAAGAGGCCUUCUCAUCCGUCCUGAGAAUGGACAAAGAAGAUUUCGACAAAUCCAACGAAGUCUUGUUCCGUCUCGGGAUAAUUUAUAAACAGCAGUCAAAAUACGACGACAGCUUGCGUUGCUUCGAUAGAAUACUUCGAAACCCACCAAGUCCUCUCGCGAACGCGGACAUCUGGUUCCAAAUCGGACACGUGUAUGAACAACAGGGUGAUCAUGUGCGUGCGCGAGAUGCCUACGAGCGUGUAGUAGCGGAGAAUCCUGUGCACGCGAAAGUCUUGCAGCAGCUGGGAUGGCUAUUCCACCAGGACGGCACUCCCUUCCAGAAUCAAGAUGUGGCUAUCCAUCAUCUCACGAAGAGCCUGGAAGCCGAUCCAGCUGAUGCCCAAAGUUGGUACCUUCUGGGUCGCGCAUAUAUGGCAGGGCAGAAAUACAACAAGGCUUACGAAGCAUAUCAGCAAGCCGUCUACCGCGAUGGCCGCAAUCCGACUUUCUGGUGCUCCAUCGGUGUUCUGUACUUCCAGAUAAAUCAAUUCCGCGAUGCCCUGGACGCGUAUUCUCGAGCGAUUCGAAUCAACCCUUACAUCCCUGAGGUUUGGUUUGACCUGGGUAGCCUUUACGAGAGCUGCAACAACCAGAUCUCAGAUGCCAUCGACGCAUACGCUCGCGCAGCUGAGUUGGACCCUCAGAAUGUAUCCGUGACCUCGCGGCUGCAGCUCUUGAAGCAUUCGCAAGCUACAGGCGCUCAGCUGCCGGCUGCCCCUCCUCCACAAGAUGUCCAUCCC